Molecule: messenger RNA, 1641 nt
Organism: Australozyma saopauloensis
Lineage: Eukaryota; Fungi; Ascomycota; Pichiomycetes; Serinales; Metschnikowiaceae
Gene: RIM21
Product: Rim21p
Exons: 1
Coding region: 1-1641 (546 amino acids)
Biological process (GO): cellular response to pH
Cellular component (GO): plasma membrane
Source: RefSeq, a predicted model, not a curated record
AUGUUUCUACAAGACUCCGAUAGCCCGACUUUCUAUGCGCUGUGUGGGCCACUCAACCUCAACGAGGGCAUUCUCGUCUCGCAAAACUUGACAACUCCUGUCAGAUACAUUCUGAGUGGAACCUUUCAACAGCAGUGCUACGAAGGGUCCAUUCCCAUGCUCAAUACCAACGUCGAUCUCAUUUUAAAUCAGUUUAGCGAGCCACUACCGAUAAUUCAAAAAGGGUGGGAGGAGUAUACUCUGAGGCCUGGAUCUUUUGUCAAUGGAAUCGUGCCGGUUCUCUAUUCCAUUUCAUUUCUGGCAGUGGUUACUUGGUUUUUGACAGUAUUUGUUGUUACCAAUUUGAAAAAAUCCUCGCUUUUUUUGCAGGGCUCGACUUCGUUCGCUCUGAUCUACAUGAUCCUAAUAGUGGUAAAAUCUCUCAUUUGUCUUCACUUCCAGCAGCGAAAUGGAUACUUCGAUGGCCAGAAGCUCAUGGCCGAAAUGACAAACACAACAUGGCUUAGUGCUAUCGAUUUGGUUGUCAUUCUAUUCUUGCAAAUUAAUCAAGUUCAAGUGGUCAUGAGAUUAUUUAGCCGACAAGGUGACAAGAGAAUUAUUUUUUUGGUGGGUGUUUCAGCAGCAAUAGCAUCGCAAGUCCUUUGGAGUGUCAUGAAAUUUCAUCCUUUCGAAGAAUCUAAAGAGGUGAAGCGUAUUCUUCCAUCUUUGACGUACUUGGUCCGCAUCGCAACAAAUAUCAUUUAUGCGACCAUAUUUACAGCGUUCACACUAACAAAGACCAGAACUCUCUUGGCGAAUCGGGGUAUUUGGCUCAUAACCGUAUUGUCAUUAAUUUUUAUUUACGCCCCGGUGGCGUUUUUUGUCGCUGAUGUUACCACUCCUUGGGCUCAUGAAUUCUCUGUGGUGACAUACGUCGUUUGCGUUGUUCUCCCUUGGGAAUGGUGCAAUAGCUAUCAGUUAAUCCAAAAAAUCCAAGAGAGAGAAGGUGUUCUUGGUAGGAAAUUUUAUGAGGAUGAGCUCUGUGAGCUCGACAGAUUGGGACUAUUUGUUGAAGAAGAGAAUGACGACGAUUUUGGUAGUCACUACGAAGUGUUGUCUGUCAAUUUUGACGAAAGUCAUGAUAACGAUGGUAGCAGUAAUACUGAUAUGGACCAAAGCACUAAUGAUAAGCCCUCUGAUAGUCUAUCACGACAAGCCACCAUAAACCUGCAAACUACAGCAUCCAAAUUUGCCGACAAAGGUAUACGAAAAGGAAGUGCAGCUCAGCAUAACGGCUCUCACAUUGCCUUCGCCUCUCUCGAUCAUCUGAAUUUCCGUAAGAGCGGAGUUCUGACCAAGGCGAAAUUAGAGGGCAGCUUUUCGAAAUUUAAAGACCGAUUUUGGAGCGCAACAGACACAGUGAUUGCAUACGGUUUAGAGCUACCUCGACCAGGAAGUCGAGCAAGUACAUUCCGUCAAACUCCGCCUUCUCAAAGCGGCAGGGAUUCGCUCGGUGAAGAUGACCACAGAAGAAUAUUUCAUUUGAAGCGAAUUCACAGGAAAAAAACUAAUGUUGCUGCUACAACCCCAAACCCGAAUAGACCAAAUCGUGACGUGUUUCUUUACACAACAAAAAAUGUCGUUAUCAAUGCUGAUGAGUGA